AUAUAUAUAUAUAUAUAGCCGACGUAACCAACAUAAAGAACUUGCCAUGUGGCGCAUAUCUCCUUUUUUAGCCAUCCUUAUUUGUCAUUGACCCAUGUAUAGAGAGUUGCAACACAGAUAAUCGCAUUUAGUGCUUUCUGAUUGUGUUUGUCACAGUAAGAGACCUUCACAUGACUCGAAUCCAUUCGCUUUCACAGGUCUGAUCUCCCUUCGCCUCUGAAAACUGUCUCCAUCUAGCGGCUUCCACCCCUGCACAUCUAUCAGCGCCGAAUGCCUGAAUCGAUAACCCGAGACGUGAAAAUAGCCGCAAAGCUUCUCCCCCAGUCUCUCAGCUCAGGGUUCAGCACUUCACUGAAAUCCAGCCAAACUUUGAUUAAUAAUGAAUUCAGACGCCGACGAGUAACUUCACGCAGGGAGCGAUAUAGGACGUUUCAUUUAGCUGCAACAGAAAACGCUGCAAAUAAACAUUUCACCGUAACACUUCCCUAUUAUGCACCAUUCACACAGGCUGCGUUACAUUCAUAUGUGUUAACCAAUGCCCGUAGCACGUGACACGCCUCCAAUGCGCCGUGAGCAGAAGCAACUUGGGCUCCACCGCAGACUCACAGAUCUCCGUCGGUAGCGGCUGAAGCAACUUCCAGCGAAUCAUUUGUUGCGGGUUCACUUGUUCACUCGGGUCGCAUGCAGACCUUGCGAGACAGCUCUCUGGUCAUUGGAUUACAGUUAAAAGAAGCGGAUAGGAAAGUGGCGUUUUCUGCUUUUGAAACACCGUACGCGCUCAGGGUGGUCUUCUCUUCCUAUGAAACGACCACUGUGACAGUUUUCUCCAAGAGCGUCAGUGUCAAGCACAGAAACUGUGGACGAUAAAAAGGAUGCCCUUGGACAACGUGGAUCCUCUACCUGACUUCUAAACUUGUUGCAUUUUGCUCCAGAAAACCUCCGUGUGCGCGUUUCGGAUACCUAUUUGUGCGUAACGGAACAGCUAUUCAAAGUGGACUAUAACAGAUGAGCUGUGUGUAAAAACCUGCACUUUUGCAUAAAAAUCCAUUUAUGAGGAGAUGUCCUUUCUGCGCGCGGCGGAUUUGUGAGCGCAAAACCUGCUUCAGUCGCACCGGGUCGCGCACAUUGGGUCAGCAUGGCAGCCGGAGUCGCCGCGUGGCUACCGUUCGCGCGCGCCGCGGCCAUAGGAUGGAUGCCCGUGGCGAGCGCCCCGAUGCCGCCGCCUCCGCGGGACAAGAGGCGAGGUCAGGACGGCCUGAUCAUCUUGAACGUCAGCGGCACUAGGUUUCAAACUUGGCGGAAUACUUUGGAGAGGUACCCCGACACCUUACUGGGAAGCACAGAGCGCGAUUUCUUCUUCCACGAGGAGACCAACGAGUACUUUUUCGACCGCGACCCGGACAUUUUUAGGCACAUCCUUAACUUCUACCGAACCGGGAAGCUGCACUAUCCUCGCCACGAGUGCAUCUCCGCCUAUGACGAGGAGCUGGCCUUCUUUGGCAUCAUUCCUGAGAUAAUAGGCGACUGCUGUUAUGAGGAGUACAAAGAUCGCAGGAGGGAGAACGCGGAAAGGAUUCAAGACGAUGAGGAGAACGACAACAACAACGAUAUGGUGUUGCCGGAUAUGUCAUUCCGCGAGACCAUGUGGCGCGCGUUUGAGAACCCGCACACCAGCACCAUGGCUCUGGUGUUUUAUUACGUCACGGGCUUUUUCAUCGCCGUCUCCGUUAUGGCCAACGUGGUGGAGACGGUCCCGUGCGGCAGCGGACCGAACCGGGCGAGGGAGAUCUCGUGCGGAGAGCGCUACGCCCUCGCGUUCUUCUGUUUGGAUACGGCCUGCGUCAUGAUCUUCACCGUCGAGUACCUGCUGCGUCUGAUCGCCGCGCCCAGCAGGUACAAGUUCGUCAAAAGCGUCAUGAGCAUCAUCGAUGUGGUGGCCAUCAUGCCUUAUUACAUCGGCCUGGUCAUGACGGACAACGAGGACGUGAGCGGGGCCUUCGUCACCCUCAGGGUCUUCAGGGUCUUUCGGAUUUUCAAAUUUUCGCGGCACUCCGCGGGACUGCGCAUCCUGGGGUACACGCUCAAGAGCUGCGCGUCCGAGCUGGGCUUCCUGCUCUUCUCUCUCACCAUGGCCAUCAUCAUCUUCGCCACCGUCAUGUUCUACGCAGAGAAGGGCUCCUCCGCCAGCAAGUUCACCAGCAUUCCGGCGGCGUUCUGGUACACCAUCGUCACCAUGACAACGCUGGGAUAUGGAGAUAUGGUUCCUAAGACCAUCAUGGGGAAGAUCUUCGGCUCUAUUUGCUCUCUGAGUGGCGUGUUGGUGAUCGCUCUUCCAGUUCCUGUCAUUGUGUCCAAUUUCAGUCGGAUCUACCACCAGAGUCAGCGUGCGGAGAAGCGACGUGCCCAAAAGAAAACCAGGCUUGCUAGAAUUCGUGCAGCGAAGAGCGGUGGCGCUAACGCUUAUUUGCAGUACAAACGCAAUGGGAUGCUGGCGGAAGCGGAGGAGGAGGCAUCAAAAGAGGCCGGCCAAGCUUUGGUAUGUAAGUCCAACCCCACUUUUGAGACCCAGCAUCAUCAUCUUCUGCACUGCUUGGAGAAAACCACGAACCAUGAGUUUGUAGAUGAGCAAACGUAUGAGACAAGCUGUAUGGAGGUUUCCUUAGCGAAGCCGUCCAUGUCCCGUUCCUCCUCACUGUCCUCCUCUCCGCACGGCCUGUCCUCCUGCUGCACACGCAGAAACAAGCGCAAGAGCUUCAACGUCCCCAAUUCCAACAUGGCCGCCGGCCGCAGGGGCAGCAUACAGGAGCUCAGCACCAUCCAGAUCAGAGAGAGACCGCUGAGCAACAGCCGCUCCAGUCUCAAUGCCAAGUUUGAGGAGACAGUACCCCUGAAUUCGGAAGAGCAGUCCUACAUCACUGCCGCUGUCAUCAGCAUGCCCACCCCGCCCGUGACCACGCCCGAGGGCGGAGACUCGGCCAGCUCGCCCGACUUCUUGCAAAGCAACAUUGUCAGGGUGUCGGCGUUAUAGACCGUCCGCCGUGACCAUUAGCCGUUUUACUUAGCGAGUGGACGCUGGAGCGGAAGGAUCGACAGAGCCCCCUAGUGUUGUGGAGGAGGCAUUGCAGCAGGAUGGGCCAUAGCUGGACCUUUUUUUUUUAAUCAGCUCCCGCCCAGAGCCCUCCGUCUCUGUGAGCUCCAUCAGCUCCACCUCUAGGUCCAUACGUCAUGUGACUCACGCUGGGGUCCAAUAGGCUUUUACUCAACCCAUAAAGGAAAACAAUGACCAUUGUGGUUGUUACAGCUUCUAUAAUUUUUUCAGUAUUGUGAGUCUUUGAAUCUGUUGUCUUCAAUAUGAUGGGAUCGCCAGAUUUUGGGACGAAUAAGGAGUGUACCAGCAGGGGCGGGAUUUUACAAACUUUUAGACAGCUAUACACACACUUUUGAUACUUCAAAGUAAAGCUGGGCUCUACUAGAGUGUGCGGUCGGAUGCUUUUGCGUGCGUGCGUGUGUGAUCGAGUUCGAUCUCUUGCAUGUUUUGCGUAAGUCUUUGUCUUUUUUUAAUUCGGCAUGAGCAAUAAGGAUUGGCUCUUUCUGUCAGAAUGUGUGCUUUUUACUUUUGCCUAGUUAUAGAUCUUUCCAACCCAACAAGUGUGUGAAAACAGCUGUUUUGAGAGAUUGCCCUGUUGAUACAGGUGAUAAAUGGAGAAAAUCCUGUCUCACACUCUCUCUGUCCCACCCAUGUUGCGUUCACUCCUUGCCUGGCCUGAUGAGAUGUUUGUUAUCCUUCUUUUUAUUUUUGGUGGCAAAAAGCUAAAUGGAAAAGGAAACGCCUUUUGUGUUUUAAUAUAUUUGAAAGUGGAGGCUUGUGGACUUGAGCUCUAAUACUAGCCAUUCCGUUUUAUACUCCAAAGUUUGCGAGCUAACUGUGAAAAGAAAAAUAACGUGCUUAUUUAUUAUCUUCGUUAAAAUUAUUGUGCAUGUUGUCGUACACAUGGUGAAAUGGGCCAGCGUGGACCAGAGCAUAGAGCCCGACCAGGACAUUUUUUCCGAGUUCUUAUUUUUCCGUCCCUCCCUUUAAAGAUGUACUUUUAUCAGCAAAUAUUCUAUUAUUUCCGGAUAACGGCAUCAAGUUGAGAAUCAUCCACUCAGAUUCCUAGUGCUGUUUUGGAGAUUAUUAUAUCAUUGUGAUCAGCCGAAGACGUUUAGUGUUGAACUUAAAAACGCGAAUCUCACAAAGUCACGUUCAGGUUUAUUUCAAUCCAAAAGCAAAAGAGAGUGAAUUAUACUUUGCUUGUUUUAAAAAUAACGUUAAAAACAGCACUCUGCUCCAUGCAAAUUCCUAUUACCGUAAUUUGUUUUAGUUUUUUAGUAUUCUCCUUCUCAAUGGUUAUUUUCGUUACUAUAAUACAAACAAAAGGCAAAUAUAUAAUGCUUCAGAAUGAUAGUACAAAAAAAAUUUGUAUUUUGGCAUCACAGUAAUGACACGUUUUGGGGGGCGUCGUGCUUAAUUGUCAAGAAAGUAAUGCACAAAAUCUGUUUAAAAUUUGUAUAAGCAAAAUAUAAUUUAUUUUGAUUUUGGACAGAAAUAUGUCUGUGAGAUUCAUCCAAAAUGUAUUAUUAUUAAUCAAAAAGUGUAAAAAAAAAAAAUAUCUGCACCUGAAAGAUUAAACCUCUCUUCUCUGCCAUUUCAUGUCUGGAUUUAGCAAGAAAAUAGUCUAUAAUGUUGAUAUUUUUUAUACCGAUGUCAGUGCAAUUUGUGGUGAGGAGCUCUUAAUGCGCCUUGCUCAAUACACACACACACAUACACACACACACACACACACACACACACACACACACACUGCCCUCUUGCUCAAUGCCUGCACCCAUUCUUGCUUUACCAUGUGACUUAUGCAACAAGAUUCUUUUUGUAAAGAUAUGCUUUGUAUUAAAAGGGUUACCGGGGGAAUAGAAUCUCACAAAUGCAUAUUUUUAAAACUCAAAUGGUGUUGAUUAUAUAUUAUAAAUGUAUUUCAGUUGUAAAAUACAAAAAAGAAAAGAUGAAAACAGAAAACUACGAGAGAGUGUUGCUAGUGCACCUGUGCUGUAAAUUUGUUCUUCGGUGUAGUGAAGUUUAUUACAGUUUCUUCUUUUCUCCUAAUUUCAAUGGACAGCAAAAUUAAUGUCUCACAUUUUACUUUCUAAAUCAACGACUGCAAAGGCUGGACCAUCUGUUUAGGUUUGGAUAUUUUAUUUUAUUUUUUCCUGUUUGGAGGACAGGAUUGACUGAGUGCAUGCGCUCACAGAUUCACAAAGAACGUGUCUGUUUUUUGUUUUUUUUUCUUCUUUUUUUUUCGGGAUCCACAAGGGACUUUUAGAACAGACUUCCUGUUUGUGCUAUAAUGUACAUUUAAACGACUACCAGGUGAUGACGAUCCUUUGGAAUUUGUUACAGCUUGUGUUAUGGACAUUAAAAUAUAUGAAUUAUUGAAAAACAAUGAAAAAAAUACAAACCAGUUGUUUAGUCCGGUGCAGUGUCUAUGAAUAAAUAGAAUUAAUUCAUUGUCCUAUUAAAAUACAGAUAAAAAAGA
Puntigrus tetrazona (Sumatra barb) is the source of this 5570-nucleotide messenger RNA. RefSeq names its product potassium voltage-gated channel, Shal-related subfamily, member 2 (gene kcnd2). NCBI's taxonomy places the organism in Eukaryota, Metazoa, Chordata, Actinopteri, Cypriniformes, Cyprinidae. The transcript is spliced from 7 exons. Bases 1136 to 3028 code for a protein of 630 amino acids. The record is from RefSeq and is a predicted model, not a curated record. Gene Ontology annotation, biological process: protein homooligomerization; potassium ion transmembrane transport. Gene Ontology annotation, molecular function: A-type (transient outward) potassium channel activity; protein binding. Gene Ontology annotation, cellular component: voltage-gated potassium channel complex; membrane.